AUGGUCGCCCUUUUCGCUCUUCUCCCUUUUGUUGGCUUGCUCGCUUCCGCCUCUCCUCUCAUUCAGCGAGCCGAUAACUCUACCACCAUUGGCCAGAGAAUCCACUGUAAGCCACAUCAUUCUGUCAACGCGGACGAGUGGUGUGUAACUGCCGGAAACGGUAAUGCCGCCAAGCGUGCUCCUAUCAACAUUGCUUAUUGCUUCGACGACUGUUCCGACUGGGUCGAGGAGCAGCUCUGGACCGCACCUGAAGUCGGUACCCCUGGCAGCAUUGCCCUCCACAGCGACCUAGGCACCGCAUUGUGCCUCACUGCUCUCGGUCCUCAUGUCCGAGCUGAGUUGUCUGUUGACACUUGUGACAAGGACCAGCAAACUUGGACUCUUACCUCUAGUGACCAAAUCGUCCUUGAGGGCACUGAUCUUUGUCUCGAUGUGGAUGUCGCAUCCAACCAGACCAACCAGAAUCCCUACGUGAUUCUGAAGGAUCUCCAGGUUUCGGACUGUGCUGAGGACAGCGACAGCCAGAAGUUUACUCUCAUCUGA
Molecule: messenger RNA, 543 nt
Organism: Cryptococcus amylolentus CBS 6039
Lineage: Eukaryota; Fungi; Basidiomycota; Tremellomycetes; Tremellales; Cryptococcaceae
Exons: 4
Coding region: 1-543 (180 amino acids)
Source: RefSeq, a predicted model, not a curated record